Molecule: messenger RNA, 2639 nt
Organism: Ceratotherium simum simum (southern white rhinoceros)
Lineage: Eukaryota; Metazoa; Chordata; Mammalia; Perissodactyla; Rhinocerotidae
Source: RefSeq, a predicted model, not a curated record
CGCUGCCGCCCAGCCAACAGCUCGGCGUGCUCCUUGUUCCUCGCUCUGCGUCCAGAGCUGCUCCCCGACGGCGCAGCGCAGGGGCCCCCGCACGACAGCCCAGCUGCCCGGACUUCGCGGGUCCCCUCCCCCGGGGCUGAUCAUUAACCCGGAGGUCGUAUAAGGAGCAAGUGGCCCGGGGCGGGAGGGACGCAUCGCCGCCGCCGCCAUGGACAGUAGCACCUGGAGCCCCGCGACCGCCACCACCGCCGCGCCCCUCGCGUCCCACGAGCGCAUCCGCAAUGCGGCCGACAUCUCUGUCAUCGUCAUCUACUUUGUGGUGGUGAUGGCUGUCGGGCUGUGGGCGAUGUUUUCCACUAAUCGUGGGACCGUUGGAGGCUUCUUCCUGGCAGGACGAAAUAUGGUGUGGUGGCCGAUUGGAGCCUCUCUCUUUGCCAGUAACAUUGGAAGCGGCCACUUUGUGGGGCUGGCGGGGUCAGGAGCAGCUUCAGGCAUCGCCAUGGGGGGCUUUGAAUGGAACGCCCUGAUUAUGGUGGUUGUGCUGGGCUGGGUGUUUGUCCCCAUUUACAUUAAGGCUGGGGUGGUGACGAUGCCAGAGUACCUGAGGAAGCGAUUUGGAGGCCAGCGGAUCCAAGUCUACCUCUCUCUUCUGUCCCUGUUGCUCUACAUUUUCACCAAGAUCUCGGCAGACAUCUUCUCUGGGGCUAUGUUUAUUAACAUGGCCUUGGGCCUGGAUCUGUACCUGGCCAUCUUUCUCUUAUUGGUAGUCACUGGCAUUUACACAAUCACAGGGGGCCUGGCGGCUGUGAUUUACACGGAUACCCUGCAGACCGCAAUCAUGCUGGUGGGGUCUAUUAUCCUGACUGCAUUCGCUUUUCACGAAGUGGGAGGGUAUGAAGCCUUCGUGACAAAGUACAUGAAAGCUAUUCCAACCCUGAUUUCUGAUGGAAACAUCACCAUCAAGGAAGAAUGUUACACCCCAAGGGCCGACUCCUUCCACAUCUUCCGAGAUCCCCUCACGGGAGACCUGCCAUGGCCUGGGAUCAUCUUUGGGCUGAGCGUCCUCACCCUGUGGUACUGGUGCACAGAUCAGGUCAUUGUGCAACGCUGCCUCUCAGCCAAAAACAUGUCUCACGUGAAGGCUGGCUGUAUCAUGUGUGGGUACAUGAAGCUGCUGCCCAUGUUCCUCAUGGUGAUGACGGGAAUGCUCAGCCGCAUCCUGUACACAGAAAGAGUGGCCUGUGUCCUCCCCUCGGAAUGUGAGAAAUAUUGUGGCAUCAGCCUUGGCUGUAGCAACAUUGCCUACCCAACCUUGGUGAUAGAGCUCAUGCCCAACGGACUGCGAGGCCUGAUGCUGUCAGUCAUGUUGGCCUCUCUCAUGAGCUCUCUGACCUCCAUCUUCAACAGCUCUAGCACCCUCUUCACCAUGGACAUCUACACCAAGAUCCGGAAGAGAGCAUCUGAGAAAGAGCUCAUGAUUGUAGGAAGGCUGUUUAUACUNNNNCUGAUUGGUGUCAGCAUCGCCUGGGUGCCCAUUGUGCAGUCAGGACAAAGUGGGCAGCUCUUCGAUUACAUCCAGUCCGUCACCAGUUACUUGGGACCACCCAUUGCAGCUGUUUUCCUGCUUGCUGUUUUCUGGAAGAGAACCACUGAGCCGGGAGCCUUUUGGGGACUGAUCUUAGGAUUUCUGGUUGGGCUGGCCCGUAUGAUUACUGAAUUUGCCUAUGGAACCGGGAGCUGCAUGGAGCCCAGCAACUGCCCCACGAUUAUCUGUGGUGUGCACUACUUGUACUUUGCCAUCAUCCUGUUUGCCAUUUCUUUCAUCACCAUUGUGGUUGUCUCCCUCUUCACCAAGCCUAUUCCAGAUGUGCAUCUCUACCGCCUGUGUUGGAGCCUGCGCAAUAGCAAAGAGGAACGUAUUGACUUGGAUGCAGAAGAGGAGACUAUCCAAGAAGCCCCGGAGGAGAGCAUUGAAAUAGAAGUUCCUGAGAAGAAAAAAGGAUGGUUCAAGAGGGCCUAUGACCUGUUUUGUGGCCUGGAUCAGCAGAAAGGCCCCAAGAUGACAAAGGAAGAGGAGGCAGCCAUGAAGCUGAAGAUGACAGACACCUCCGAGAAGCCUUUGUGGCGGACGGUAGUGAACAUCAAUGGCGUCAUCUUGCUGACUGUGGCCGUCUUCUGCCACGCAUAUUUUGCCUGAGUCCUGCCUUCUGCUGCGGACUGCACUCAUGAAGGCCAGACUCUUUCCUCUGCCUCCCUUUAGCCCCAUUCAGUGGUGUUCAAGGGAAACCAGCCAGUUGUAAACUUUGCCCAGUCGAUAAAUGUGUACCUGUGUAAUUACAGGCUAGCUGGAGAAGAAUCAUUAACUUGCUGUUAACUUAUGUAUUUGAGGCCACUGUGAUACAGUCAGCAGUACAGAUUAGAGCUGCAGAAGGAAAGUCCACUUAGUCCUAUCUAGGAAAACACAGUCUAAGAAACAGAAGCCCUGUGAUAUCUGAUGCAAGUUUGUCUCAGGUAGAUUCAGUGUGUCAAUAUUGUUUGUGAUCCUUGAGUAUUAUUUUAAGAGUUUGGUCUCCCUUGUUCCUGCUACUUUCCCUGUCUGACCUCCCUGUCAUCUUUUUUUUUAAAUAAAAUGCCUUCUC